AUGCUGCACAGUUUUGCGGAUAGUGAUGGUCCUGGACCUUCGACUGCCAAUCGUGCGGCACAUACUGCAUUUAUUAGCUAUUCUAUAGAAGAUUUUGCUAUUUUAUAUGAAUUGGUCGGGUAUCACAGCUUCUAUUCGGAUGAGGUUUCUAGUGGUCAUUUCUCGGAUGAACUAGUCCCUGUCAAUGAGAUGACUGAUGAGGAUACUGAACUAAGCACCGAGGAUGGGGAAGUUGAGACGGAGCAUGCUUGUGCAGCACUAUCAGUUGCGGAGUCGGAAAGCACAGGCGACGAGACGCAGCCUGAAAAGGACGCAACAGCAAAUGAUACUCCGAGUGAUAUCACGAUUUCGGUGGAUAACGAUGCGAAAGCGAACGAUAAAUUGCCAAUUGCGGAGUCGGAAAGCACAGGCGACGAGAUGCAGCCUGAAAAGGACGCAAUAGCAAAUGAUACUCCGAGUGAUAUCACGAUUUCGGUGGAUAACGAUGCGAAAGCGAACAAUAAAUUGCCAAGUUAG
Messenger RNA from Gongylonema pulchrum, 516 nucleotides. NCBI's taxonomy places the organism in Eukaryota, Metazoa, Nematoda, Chromadorea, Rhabditida, Gongylonematidae. The record is from the annotation of a GenBank genome assembly.